CGGCGCGGGCGAGCGCGGCCGGGCUCCGGCCGGCACUGCCGCAGGGAUGGCGGCGGCCGCGGCGAGGGGCUCAACCCCCAUGGGGAGCGCUGCGAGCCGCCCCGUGACCCGCUGAGCGCCCUCCGCCUGCGCGCUGCCGUUACCCCUCCCCGCGGGCCGGCCCGGCUCUGCAGUCGCCAUAGAGACCGCGCCGCACGCCAUGGGGCGGAGGCUGGGCCGGGGGGCGCCGCUGUAGCCCCCGCCCCGCGCCGCGGACACCAUCACCUGUGGGGCCGGGGGCGCCGCCGGGACUCGCCGCGCCGCCCCGAGGAGCCGCCGCCUCGGCCCCGUUUCAGCUCUGGUUUGUGGCAUGCGUGUGACGGCUGCUGUGUGGGCACGGCUGGAUGGGAAGCGGGCUGUCUGUCGCCUGGCGCUCUGAGUGCUGGAGCCAUUAGCGGCACUCGCAUCGAUCCGUGCAUACAGAUAUGCCCGGCUAGGCCGCGGGUGCGCGCACCACGGCGCCCAGGGGAGCACAAGCUGCGUGUGGAACGGCGUUAAAAGCACGUUAUUGCCCGUACUGUUAGCUUGACAAAGAGGAAGUGGGGAAGCACCUGGUUCCCGAGUCUACAGAUGAUCUCUGGAGCUGCAGCGGCAUCCUUAGGCUUCUGUUGUCACUCUAGAGCAAAAGCAAUGAGAGGACAAAGCUUGCUACGAGUGACUGGUUAAAUGGAAGCCAUUCCUGGGAUCUGGAUGGUUUCUACUGACGCAGACUUUGCAUAGCAGCUCCAUCACCUCAGGAGGUUGCAAUGAGUGGAGGAGGGGAUCAGCCUGACAUCCUCAGUGUGGGAAUAUUGGUCAAAGAAAGAUGGAAGGUGUUGAGAAAAAUAGGAGGUGGAGGAUUUGGAGAAAUCUACGAUGCACUGGACUUGCUUACUCGGGAAAAUGUUGCACUGAAGGUCGAAUCAGCUCAGCAGCCAAAGCAAGUGCUGAAAAUGGAAGUAGCUGUGUUGAAGAAGCUGCAAGGAAAAGAUCAUGUCUGUAGAUUCAUAGGAUGUGGACGGAAUGACAGAUUUAACUAUGUGGUCAUGCAGUUGCAGGGUCGGAACUUGGCAGACCUGCGUCGUAGCCAAUCUCGAGGGACAUUCACCAUUAGUACCACUCUGCGCCUUGGGAAGCAGAUUCUGGAAUCUAUUGAGAGUAUUCAUUCUGUGGGAUUCCUGCACAGGGACAUAAAACCAUCAAACUUUGCAAUGGGACGUUUUCCAAGCACCUGUAGGAAGUGUUUUAUGCUGGAUUUCGGCUUAGCACGGCAAUUUACCAACUCAUGUGGGGAUGUCAGACCACCACGAGCUGUUGCUGGCUUUCGAGGAACGGUACGAUACGCAUCAAUCAACGCUCAUAGAAACAGAGAAAUGGGUCGGCAUGAUGACCUCUGGUCUCUCUUCUACAUGUUGGUGGAAUUUGUGGUUGGGCAGCUGCCUUGGAGAAAAAUAAAAGAUAAGGAGCAAGUGGGCUCCAUUAAAGAAAGGUAUGAACACAGACUUAUGUUGAAACAUCUUCCUCAAGAAUUCAACGUCUUUCUGGAUCACAUUUCUAAUUUGGAUUACUUCACAAAGCCUGAUUACCAGCUUCUUAUGUCUGUGUUUGACAACAGCAUGAAAACGUUUGGGGUUAUUGAAAGCGACCCUUUUGACUGGGAGAAGAGUGGAACUGAUGGCUCUCUGACAACAACAACAACUUCAACCACUCCUCAGCUGCACACUCGUCUUACGCCGGCUGCAAUUGGAAUUGCCAAUGCCACUCCUAUCCCAGGAGAUUUGCUGCGGGAAAAUACAGAUGAAGUAUUCCCUGAUGAACAGCUCAGUGAUGGAGAGAAUGUUAUUCCUGUUGGUGUAUCACCAGAGAAACUACCUGGAUCCCCUGGACAUCAGCGUCCUCAGGAAAAAGAUGUUUGGGAAGAAAUGGAUGCAAACAGAAACAAAAUAAAACUGGGGAUCUCUAAGGCUGCCACAGAGGAAGAAAACAGCCACGGACCAGGGAAUGGAAUGCUUAAUGCCCCAAGCCUCGGUUCUCCAAUUCGAGUUCGCUCAGAGACCACCCAGUUAGACAGAGAUGUUCCACUGGUGCGGAAGUUACGCUCCAUUCACAGCUUUGAACUGGAGAAGCGUAUGACCUUGGAGUCUAAGCCCGACACUGAUAAGUUUCUUGAGACCUGUUUGGAGAAGAAGCAGAAAGACUUGAAAGUGGCAGAGACUCCUGUUGCUGCUGUUCCUCCUCUUUCUCAGAAAACAUCUCUUCCUGCUCCUGUGACUGCCCGCACGGACCAUGUUUGGCACUAUGAUGAAGAGUAUCUUCCAGAUGCUUCAAAGCCUGUGUCAGCUAAUUCUCCUGACCAUGCUGAUGGUGUUAUGAGCAAUGGAUUUGUAGCUGUUAACCUAAGCUCCUGCAGGCAGGAGGUUGAUUCUAAGGAAUGGGUGAUAAUAGAUAAGGAACGGGACUUGCAGGACUUCAGGACAAAUGAGGCUUUAGGGCACAAAAUGACUGGAAGUCCCUCAGAUGAAGAGCCAGAGGUAUUACAAGUUCUAGAGGAGUCCCUUCCGGAAGAGCAGUCCAGAGAGGGCGGUUGGGCAGGAAAAAAUGUCCAUGCCAAGAACCAAACUUCAGGGGUGGAGUUUGUUCUCGACAUGGAAUGUCAUCCUGCUGCAUCUGAACAGCUUACAGAUAGAUUGGAGCUUCUGUCUGGGGCUGCAGGACAGCUUCUUGCGGCCACCCCUACAAGUCCUAUGGAAGCUCAAGCAGAAGGAGCAAUCACUCCGCUCAACUCAUGUCAUAUGCUGCAUUUCUCCACUCCAAGAAUUUCAAGUCCCAUCCUCCGCACCAUGAGCCCUAUAGCCUAUCUGUCCAUCCACUCGGACCCUCUGAGGGAGGCUGCUUUGCCAAGGAGUCAGUCAGCUGAGAGCCACUCCUCUUCCUCCCGCUCAACUGCCCGUAGGCAGCUUCCUGUCAUUCCCUGUGGCAGCAAGUGCCCCCCUGUCAUUCGCAUCUCAAAAGCACAACCUGAGCAGAUAACAAUACCCAGACCUUCAGUGGCAUCCACACAGUCUGCUUCGGAGAGCUUUCACUAUGGCCACCAGCUGGAGAGAAGAGAGCAGGAUGGUCAGUCUGUGGAACACACUGUGGAGCUUUCCUCUCCAAAGGAAAGUUUGCCAGGUUUGGUUGGGACAGAAGAUGCACUUCCAGCUAGUGCCAGCAGACCAGAUUUGGUACUUAAUAUUAGCCAAGAGGUGCUUGACAGGGGAGGACUUGUCAAAGAAUCUGACAGUGUCCUGGACUGUGACCAAAAGGACCUACCUGAACACAAUGGGAUACAGGAAGAGAAAGAGCUUGGAAAUAUUCCUGUGGAGGAGGCUGAGGAAGAAGGGCUCCCACUGGUUUCUGAGGAAGCCAUUGAAAUGCUAAGCAAAGAACAGAAUUCUUCUUUGCCAGGAAACUCAAAAUCUGCAGAGGAAGAACCUCUAACAAAUACUGAAGCAGCUCAAGAAUCCAAGUCAAGGCCUGUCUGUUUGGUGCCAAAUCAAGAUGAGGUUCUGAAGUCAAUAGCACCUAAAACAUCAGAAUUGUCUCCCUCAAGACUUAAUAACGCACAUGUUACUAGACAGGCAAGCAAAAUAGCAGCCAUUCAGGAAAAUGGUUUUCAUUCUGAUAAGGAGGAAGUCCAUAGCCAAGACCUGAAAUGCCACCAAGUGGCCCUUACUACUAUUUUGCAGCAGGAGAAUAAAAAAGAGAAAAAUGCUCCCAGAAAUGGAGAAUUAUUCCAUUGCAUUUCAGAAAAUGAGAAUUCUUAUCGAUCUAAGAAGGACCCUGUUAAAUCUUCUUUUGUAUUCAGGCAGAGUCGAAUCCCAGUUUUAGCACAAGAGAUAGACUCCAUGUCAGAUUCCUCUUCUGUUUCCGCAAAGGAAAAACUUCUUCUAAAAAAGGCCCAUCAGACAGACUUGGUGAAAUUACUUAUGGAAAAGAGACAGCUCAAAUCUUUCCUUGGUGACCUCUCAAGUGCCUCUGAUAAGUCACUGGAGGAAAAAAUGGCUGCUGCUCCAGUACCAUUUUCUGAGGAUGAUGUCUUAGCUUCGUUUUCUAGAUUGACACUGGACUCUCAUUUCAGCAAGCAGAAUGAAGAUAGCUCUUUAUCUCCAAGCAGCCCUCAGUCCAGAAAAAGCAAGAUUCCAAGACCAGUGUCUUGGGCAACCACUGAUCACGUCACCAGUUCAAGUUCAGCUCAGUUCUUUCCUCGGCCACCACCAGGAAAACCACCUACUAGACCUGGGGUAGAAGCUAGGUUACGCAGAUACAGAGUCCUAGGCAGUAGCAGCUCGGACUCAGAUCUUAUCUCUCGUCUGGCUCAAAUCCUGCAGAAUGGAUCUCAAAGACCAAGGAGUUCUACCCAGUGUAAGAGUCCAGGAUCUCCUCAUAGUCCAAAAACGCCACCCAAGAGCCCUGUCAUCCCCCGCCGGAGUCCCAGUGCCUCCCCUAGGAGCUCCUCUUUACCCCGUACUGCCAGUUCUUCUCCAUCCCGGGCUGGGAGAUCCCAUCAUGAUCAGAGGAGUUCAUCCCCACAUUUUGGUAGGAGUAAAUCACCUCCUAGCCAUUCAGGCUCCUCAUCUUCUAGGAGGUCCUGCCAACAAGAGCACUGCUGCAACAAAACGAGCAAGAAUGGUCUGAAAGGAUCUGGCAGCUCUUUCCACCAUUCCCCAAACACUAAGACUUCCACAGGAAAGAGCAAAUCAACUACUAAGCUUAGCAGAUAGGAACUGGGUCUUGACAGGUAUAAAGUCUCCUCCUAAAUCUGAUGCAUGUUGUGUCUGUGUACUGUGUAUUUAAAAAAUAAUCAAAAAAAAGUAUAUUAAAAAAAAAGGUGUUGAAUCUGCACAUUUUAAAGAAAGUAGCCAUUGUAAACUAUUCAUGAGAAAGCAUUCUGUGUAAAUAAAUGACCAGGCUUUGCCUUAGAGCAGGCAGCAAGCAGAUCCACAAGAUGGGAAGUAGAGGCCAGGGUAAGAAUGGCUGGGUAGUCAAAGAGGUGCAAUGUAUUUAGAGUGAAAAAGUAUCUUGAAGAUGAGUGUUUUAAAAUGGUAUUAAUCUUGAUGUGUUUAGUUUCCCUAGUUAGAAGAUUUGGCCUAAUUAUUUAAGGCUUUGCAUACUCAAGGAGUAUGUAAGAAAGCCUGAAACAGUUUUUCCCAAAAUGAUGUCACUACUCGGGCGAUAAGUACUCCUCAAGCAUUUCUUUGCAGUUUUAAAAAAAGCACACACUUCAGAUGAUAUUUCUGCCUUAUAAAUUUCUUCCAUUUUGAGCUGCACUCACCUCUGAGUCACUGAGUGCUUAUUUUCUCCCCUAUCAUGGCACAGAUUUCUUACCUAAAUAUCAUGUACCUUACCCCUUCUUGACACUGAUGAAAUUUAAAAUAAUAAUAUUUGACAAGAAGUUUUUGUACCAAUAUUAUUUAGAAAUUUGCUUAGCAGUAAUUAGGAUUCAAGAAGUCGAUUCUCAGUUCUAUGUCAUACAGUUUUCUGGGAGUCAUAGUGGGGUUCUUCAAACCACAUUUGGUAGGAUUUGGAAAAGCAUUCCCUCCUAGGAAAUAAGAGAAAGGAGUAGAUGUAUGCCCUUCACUGGAUCUUGCAGAUUUACAGUAAAAUGCAAUAUAAGUUAAAAAAUAAGAACCUUUCUUUACCCCCUUAAUUCAACUGAAAAAACCCCUUUGUUAUUGCUGACUUUUGUUUUUCCAUUAGUUAUGGAUCACUUACAAUGCAGAUAUGAUUACCAAUCAAGUUUUGGAUUUUUGGUCAUUUGUUUUCUAAAAUUAUAAAAGAUGAAACAGAGAUGAGGAAAUUGUCUACUUCAUGAACUUGAUAGGUUAGCGCUGACUGUAAUAUACUUAACACCCUUACAAAAUCUGGGUAAGAAUAUGAAUCAUCAAAGAAAAAUAUAUGGAAAGAAAUUUGAGAUAUUUUUAUAUUUGAUUCUUGUAAUUCAGUUUCCCAAAUGUGUUUUUUUAUAUCCAGGCUUUGUUGACUCUCAGGAAAGUCCAUGGUGUUUAAUUUUUCCAACUUUAUUAGGUAGUUACUUAGUAACAUCUUGUGCUCUGCAGGAACCCUGUAGGGAAUGAAAGGUUCAGCGCCUUUUGCUGUAUUCAGAAAAGCAUAGUGGGUCAGAAUAGGGACAGACAAGAAGACAAGCCUGAGAAAGAUUCAGCCAGCUCUCCUCCCUGAUGAUUCCUGUUGUGGGGACUCUGGAUGCAUAGGAGACCUGUCAAUUACUGAUCUGCUUGCUGUAGUCAUAUGCCUCUCCAGCCAGCAUCUGUGUUUUUUUAUUUAACCUCUGCCAAAUGAAUACCUUUGAAUUUAAAAGGGAAUAUUUUGUCUUUGAGCUAACACAUUCUAAUGCUGCAUUAAAGCUGCCCUAGAGCUGCACUGAAUUUCACUUGCUUUGUCAGACUAUGUUGAUUUUUUUCUUUUCUUACUAUGUAUAUUGUUUCCCAUAUGUAAUGUAGCACAGUGUGGAACCUUAAUUUCAUUCAGGUUUCAAGCACUACAGAUGAAUGCAAUAGGUAGGGUAUACCUGCUUUUUCUGAAGAAACUGUACCAUUGCAAAUUCCCAUUCCUUUGUAUUAUAUUGUAUAAUAGGUGCUAUACCAAUAAUUGCAUGUCCUCAUGGUAAAUUAUAUAAUAUAAAUAUUUAUAUAUACAUAUAUGUACAUGCUUAUAUAAACUCAUUCUUUCUCAUUUUUCACUUGUAAUUUAUGGACCACAAAUAAUACAGUUCCCUUUCUGUUAGUUCCUGUAUACUUACCUCUUCUAUUCUCCCCUGUACCCCUGCCAAGAAAAUCUGGAAUGCACAAAUUCUAAUAGCCUUUAUACCUUGGUACAAAAUUGAAGGACUGCUGAUUUCUCAACCAGCCAGUGUUUUGUGUUGCAGCUUGUUGUUUUUUUUUUUUUUAAUUUCUAAUUCCAUGUGCAUAUUUGCAUAUGGAACAAGAACAAAGACUCAAAAUGUAUUUUUAUUUUUUAUUACAAAUAGGUUUUAUUCAUUUUUAUUUCAUGAUGUGAGUUCUUAAUUGUGAAUACUUGUCAUAUAGGAACAGUGACAGUCUAUGAAUACCUAAUGGAUGAAUGUGACAACAACAAAUUCCAUCUUUUCCUUCCUGUUUUCUACAUGUUUCCUUAUGGUAAAAAAGAAUUUGGUCACAUUGUGAUGUUUUUGUCCUGGGCACUUGCUGGAAUUAUUUGUUAAGGUGGUUUGGCAGCCCAUAAUUAUUUUUCCUUAUUUCUGAAAAGCAUUUAUUAUCAUCCUGUAAGUUUAUUCCUACGUUAUACUGUCAGUUUUCAUAAGUACUAACUUUAUGCAUCGUUGCCUGAAAAUGCUGAAGUUGAGGUGUUUGUAUUUUCUCUCUAGUAUAACAGGAUCCCGAAACGGUAACUGCUUCACAGGUGAGAAAGCAUAUAACACCUCUUUUAUGUUGUCUUCAAAGUACAACCUUGUCCAUUGUUAGACAGUACUAUGUAAAAUAAACCAAUGCUGUAGAAACUCACUUGUACUUGAACUACUUGCCAAUGUAAAAAUAGUAAACUAUGCCAAAAAAAAAAAAGAGAAAUCAGUCAUGAUUGGUGACACA
This is a messenger RNA of Passer domesticus (house sparrow), 7640 nucleotides long. It is a transcript of the gene TTBK2, whose product is annotated as tau tubulin kinase 2. Lineage: Eukaryota; Metazoa; Chordata; Aves; Passeriformes; Passeridae. The coding region runs from base 786 to 4781 and encodes 1331 amino acids. Gene Ontology annotation, biological process: signal transduction; peptidyl-serine phosphorylation; cilium assembly. Gene Ontology annotation, cellular component: cytoplasm; nucleus; ciliary transition zone. Gene Ontology annotation, molecular function: ATP binding; protein serine/threonine kinase activity. The transcript is spliced from 17 exons. The record is from RefSeq and is a predicted model, not a curated record.